Stylophora pistillata is the source of this 6717-nucleotide messenger RNA. Its product is annotated as cytoskeleton-associated protein 5. The record is from RefSeq and is a predicted model, not a curated record. NCBI's taxonomy places the organism in Eukaryota, Metazoa, Cnidaria, Anthozoa, Scleractinia, Pocilloporidae. Gene Ontology annotation, molecular function: microtubule plus-end binding; microtubule plus end polymerase activity. Gene Ontology annotation, biological process: establishment or maintenance of microtubule cytoskeleton polarity; spindle organization; microtubule polymerization.
UCAAAUGUUCGUUGAAAACUGCAAUGUAGUUAUCGUUGGAAAAUUGUAUUUUGCAACGCACUUGUAAAGAAUUGCAAGCUGUACUUGUACAUAUAAUUGUCCGUUUGAAAAAUAUACUAUAUACCAUGGCAGAUGAUGCAGAUAUCACAAAACUCCCGCUCGAAGAUCGUUUGGGUCACAAGGUAUGGAAAGCGAGGUUAAACGGCUACGAGGAGCUUGUCAAAAUUUAUAAAAAAAUUGACGAUGAAAGUAGUAAUGAAUUCAACAAGUAUCUGGGAAUGCUGAAGAAAUUUGUGAUCGAUAAUAAUGCUGUUGCUCAAGAGAAGGGUCUUGAAGCAGUAUUAGCUUUUUUGGAAGCUGCUUCGCCGUCGAUUUCUGGGAGGGUUGCUGGUGAUGUAAUAGCAGGAGUAGUAACCAAGUGUCUGAAUGCUAGACCAAAAACCAAAGAAAAGGGAAUUAAUAUAAUUUUGAUGUACAUAGAAGUUGAAAAGCAAGAUGUUGUUCAAGAAGAAGUUUUGAAAGGACUUGAGAACAAACAGCCCAAAAUUGUUGCAGCUUGUACAAGUGUGUUGCGUCAAGCAAUAAGUGAGUUUGGUGGUAAAGUCUUCAGUCUAAAACCUAUUGUGAAAGUUUUACCCAAACUAUUUGAUCACAAUGACAAAAUGGUCAGAGAAGAGGCUAAAACCCUGGCCAUAGAAAUAUACAAGUGGAUAAGAGACAUACUUAAGCAGCAGUUACAGAAUAUCAAGCCUGUGCAGAUGAAAGAGCUUGAGGAAGAAUGGGGAAAGCUCCCACCAACCCCUCCUGCUCCCACCAGAUUUACGCGAAGUCAGCAACAGAAGAUGACAGAACAAGCCCCUGUUGCUGCAGUUGCUACUGAUGGGGAUGCAUCAGCCACUGAUGGAGCAGUGGCUGUUCCAGAACAUGAAGCAAUUGAUCCCUAUGACCUCAUCGAAGCUGUUGAGAUUCUUUCCAAACUCCCUAAAGACUUUUAUGAAAAUUUGGAGAACAAGAAAUGGCAGGCAAGGAAGGAAGCACUGGAAGCCCUUGAAAAACUUGCUUCAAAUCCUAAACUGGAAGGAGGACAGUAUGGGGAAUUAUUAGGAGCCCUGAAAAAGAUAAUUUCCAAAGAUGCAAAUGUUGUGGUUGUAGCCCUGGCUGCCAAAUGCAUUGGUCUGUUAGCAACAGGAAUGCGCAAGAAAUUUACACAAUACUCAUCCAUGAUAACUACCCCUAUCUUGGAAAAAUUCAAAGAAAAGAAAGCAAAUGUUGUGGCGGCUUUGAGAGAAGCUAUAGAUGCUGUUUUCCUUACUACUACCUUUUCUGCAAUGCAAGAAGACAUUCUGGCAGCUUUAGAAAAUAAGAACCCAUCUGUUAAAGAAGGAACUGUUCGAUUUCUGGUCCGAAGCUUUAGCAAGAGCACACCAGCUGCAAUGCCAAAGACUUUCUUGAAGCCUAUUUGCAGCAGUCUCCUUAAGAGGAUGGAUGAUACUGUUGGUCCAGUAAGAGAUGCCACUGCUGAAGCUCUUGGCACAUUACUGAAGGUUAUUGGAGAAAGACCUUUGAACCCAUACAUUGAGCAGCUUGAUAAGAUCAAAAUGGAUAAGGUAAAAGAAUGUGCUGAAAAGGCUGAAGUUAGUGCAGUUCCUAUGGGUGCUGCAAGCAAACCAGCAUCUGCAGGAACAACCAGCACUGAUGGUGCAAAAAAAGAGGCAGUUCCUGCCAAGAAACCAGCUUCAAAGUCAUCCAAACCUGGGGGUAAAGCAGCUGAUUCAGCAAAACCUGCAUCAGCGAGUUCUGGACCUUCAAAGAAGCCAUCAACAUCAACAGCCCCAUCUGCCGGAGGAAAGGCAGUAAAGGGGGGAAAAAAGAAAGGAUCUACAGCUGUUAAUGAUAGUGCAGAACCAACCGAACCAGAGAUGUCGCCAGAAGAAGUAGAUGCCAAAGCAGCAGAGUUGAUCUCUGAAGCUGUGUUAAAUCAACUUGUGCAUGCCAACUGGAAGGAAAGACUUGCUGGUAUUGAAGCAUUAACAGAGCUUAUUAAAGGCAUGGAUCCCAACACAACCUCUUCUCAAGUCCUAAUCAGAGUUCUUGCCAAAAAACCUGGCUGGAAAGAUACAAACUUCCAGGUGCUGAAAGCCAAGUUUGCUCUGUGCCAGUACAUUGCACGGAACAUCAAGUCCUUUUCUAAGCGCAGUGCCUUCUAUGCUCUUGAUGGGCUCGUUGACAAGAUUGGAGAUAUAAAGUUAAAAGAGGCAAGCAAAGAAACACUCACUACAUUUUCUGAAGUGAUAUCACUAAACUACAUCAGUUUGAAGGUUUCCAAGCAUUCUGGCUCUCAGAAGAAUCCUAAAGUUCUUGCAGAAUCUCUUAACUGGCUUUCAGAUGCAGUAAAAGGAUUUGGGUUCAAAAUUGACCUCAAGCCUCAUAUUGCCUAUGUGAAGGAAGCCUUGGCAAAUACCAAUCCAGCUGUUCGAACAGCUGCCAUCUCACUGCUCGGAACAUUACACAUGUACGUUGGAGCGACACUCAGAGUGUUCUUUGAAGAGGAAAAGCCGGCUCUCCUGCAACAAAUUGAUGCUGAAUUUGAAAAGGUGAAAGAUGAGAAACCCCCAGCUCCCACACUAGGCUUGUCUCCUAGUGGAGGUGACACUGAGGAGGGAGGGGAAGAUGCAGGAGAUGGUGGAGGAGGGGGAGGAGAGGGUAAUGCUGCACCAACAGUGAACUUGGCUGACCUCGUUCCAAGGAAUGAUAUAAGCGCUCAGAUCACACCAGCUCUGAUCACGGAACUUGGCGACAAGAAUUGGAAAGUUAGAGGAGAGGCACUUCAAAAGGUCAUAGAAAUAUUGUCUGCGGCAAAGUUCAUCACUCCAGAGUUAGGGGACCUACCACCUGCACUAAAGGCUCGGCUAGGUGACUCUAAUAAGAAUCUGGUUACCAUCACUCUCAACAUUUGCACGACAUUGGCGACUGCUAUGGGAGCACAAAUAAACAGGCACUUAAAAGUUUUGGGUGCUGGAAUAUUCAGCACGUUAGCGGACGCUAAGAACACAGUCAGAGCUAGUGGGAUCACCGCUUUAAAUGCUUGGCACAAAGAAAUAGGGUUAACGCCUUUUAUUGAGGGCGAAGUCAUCUUUGGAGCACUUAGUACUGAAAACCCUAAUUUAAGAACAGAGGUGUUAGGGUGGCUAGAGGAGAAAUUACCAGCAGAGAAGAACCUUCCCUCUACCUUAGUCGCCAUAGUGGCUCCUUUGUAUUCCUGUUUGGAAGAUCGCAGUGGCGAUGUGAGGAAGAAAGCCCAAGCUGUUGUGCCUGUCAUGAUGCAACAUGUCGGAUGGGACACUAUGAGCAAACAGGCCAAUAAACUGAAGCCUGCCUCUAAAUCUAAUGUGGUAACGAUACUAGAGAAAGCCCGAGCCUCGCUCCCCGAACCCACUAAAGCUCCUAGCAAAGCUGCUGCAGCCGCUGCUGCUGCCAAACCUGCUGCAACUAAGGCUCAGGGAGACUCCUCAGCGACAUCAGGAGGGAGUGGUGGGGCUUCAGGCACAUCAGCUUCCUCCUCCGGCGGCAAUGCCAGCAAGAAAACCAAGUCUGGAGCCAAGCAGGCCGAGUCGAAGUCAUCUAAGAAGUCCUCAGCGGAUGUAGAAAGCGAAGGCCCUCCUUUCUUACGGCACAAUGGCAAAGAUGGCCGUUUCAAAGACGAAAAAGAUCUCAAGGUUUUAAAGUGGAAUUUCACUGCACCCAGAGCUGAGUUUGUUGAGCAACUCAAAGAACAGAUGAGACCGUGUCUUGGAAAGACUUUGCACUCGAAUCUGUUUCACGCUGAUUUUAAAUAUCAUCUGAUUGGAAUAAACACCAUGCAACAGUGUGUGGUGCCUCCGUCCGAUGCGCCAUAUCAAGUGGAAGUGGUACAGUCGUUAGACCUGAUCCUUAAGUGGGUCACUUUACGAUUCUUUGACACUAACACCACCGUACUCAUCAAAUGCCUGGAACUAAUGGACGCUGUAUUCGUCAUGUUAGCACAGACUGAUUAUCAAAUGUUGGAGUUUGAAGCCUCUAGUUUUAUUCCUUAUCUUGUUCAAAAGGUUGGGGAUCCAAAAGAUGCAAUAAGAAAGAUGAUUCGUAACCUGUUUAAACUGCUGACAAAGAUCUACCCUGCCAGCAAGCUGUUUAACUAUGUUAUGGAAGGCCUCCCGUCGAAGAAUUCCAAAACCAGGAUGGAGUGUUUAGAGGAACUAGGUUCUCUCAUCCAAGUAUUUGGUAUGAAUGUCUGUCAGCCCACCCCUCCCAAGGCGUUAGCUGCCAUUGCUGCACAGAUAGGCGACAGGGAUAAUGGAGUCAGAAAUGCGGCUUUGAAUGCUGUAGUGGAAGCUUACUUUCUUGUGGGAGAGAAGACCUGCUACAAAUAUUGCUCACAGCUCUCAGAUAAGGACCUGGCGUACCUAGAGGAGCGAAUUAAACGGUCUUCAAAGAAUCGCCCAAGUACAGCUCCAAUUGAAAACACAGCUAAAAGUAACGUAAGUGCGCGGGGAGGGAGCGACUCUGCCACCAAUGCAGCUAAGAAAAAGGAAGAUAAAAGACCAGGAAAGCCUCAGGUUGCCAGGCCUGCGACAGCCCCCGCACAAAGACAGGAAAAUGUUCGUCGUGAGUUCAGUCUUGACAUCGAUGGUAUUGAAGGGGAUGACCUGCACCAUGUUGUGACUGUCCCUACCCUGGAGGCGAAUGAAGCUUUGGAUGAUCUGAUCAGUGCGCCUGUUCACAAACCGUACACCAAAAAUCCUGCGUCUCCUCACAUGGGUGUAUUCAGCCGAACCAAUCCAACUGCUGCCUUCAACUACGUCAUAUCACAAAUCGCCAGCGGUGACGUCACAGCUAGUACCCAGGCCUUGGUGCAGUUCGAAAAAGUGAUCAGAAAUAAGAACCACAAGGAAGUCAGCAAACACAUCGAUCAAUUUCUGAAUGCAGCAUCCCUCCAGCUUAAUAUGAUCCUAACCACACACAUCCCCAACAUUGAAUCGAACCAGCAACCGGAAGCAACAGUACUUAGGCUUAUCAACUGCCUGACAGACACCAUGCUUGGAGUGUUCUCCAGCCCUGCGCUAGCUCGUGCCGUAUCGCGGAGCUCUCUGAAGCAGCUUAUGCAGGUGUUGAUUACUGUACUGUCAGACGAUCGCUUGGCUGCUCUGGAAGACGGACCGCAAAUACUGAGGGCAAUUAACGUGCUGAUGGUGAAAGUCAUUGAAAUGUCGGAUCAGACUUAUGUGUUAGGCUCAUUGAUCAAACUUCUGCAAGACUGUCUCAAGUUACUUCAAGAGAGCGCCGGUAACUCGCUCAGUUCACCAAAGUUUCUUGAGCUUGUAAUGAAGUGUCUAUGGAAGGUUGUUCGAAAUUUACCGAAAACCAUAUCUGAAGUAAAAGUGGAUCAGAUUCUCCUGGACAUACACACGUUCCUUUUGACACACCCUGAUCAGAUGUGGAAAAAUCGCGCGGACGAUACACCACUAAGAACAAUCAAGACAAUAUUGUACACACUGGGCAAACUGAAGAAACAAGAGAUUUUAGACUGCCUUGGUUUGAUAGAUGAUCCAGAUAGCAGCGAGGUUGCUGCUUAUCUAAAGAAGAUCCUCAAGAGCAGUGGUCGCAAGGGUACUGAGAAUCACGUGAACGGAAGUGACUCAACAACGCCGCGCAAGUCCUCGGUACCAGACCUCCUGAUGGGAGUCGAUGGCGGAAACAAGGCUCAAAACAAAGAAAAAAUUAAUGACAAAUUAGCGGAGAUAUUCGCCAAAAUAGGCUCGAAAGAGAACACAAGAGAGGGCUUGGCGGAACUUUAUGACUUCAAACAAAAAUACCCCGAGGCAGACAUUGAUCCAUUUUUAAAACGAACCUCCGAGUUUUUCCAGAGUUACAUUGAAAGAGGACUAAGAAAUAUCGAGAUGGAGAGAAAAGGAAGGAAAGUAGCAGGAACAGCUCCCCCGUCCGGAAUAUCGACGACAGCGCUCACCUCAUCAAAUUUAACAGAAGAAGAAAGUACCGACGAUGCCGAUGCCUACAGAGACAGACUGAAGGUUCUUAGAAUGAGAGCUGGCCUGGAUAAUCAGUCGAACACUACAUCAAAGAGAGCGGAAUCAGGAGACCAGCGUGUGUCAGAGUACGAAGAACCGUCCACAGACGAACGGUUACUGAGUGCGGCUGAUAAGAAACCAUCCUACAUCAACAUUCCCUCGAUUAUUUCACAGUCAACGGACACCGCUGAUUCGAUGACAGCGGAUCCAGAUAGCAUAUUAGACAUCAAGAAAAGACUUGAACGUAUCAAGAAUAACUCAAGGAACUGAUAUCUGAAACAUAAUUUUAACAUACAUAAAUGGAGCAACGGUGUCGACCUGUUUGUGUAGACUUAAGUAGCAGCUUAGACACCUCGGAAGGAGCUAAAGAACUGCCGUGGGGUGAAACGUUUCCUCUUUCAGCAGUAUGCUCUGAGCAGCAAAGGACUACGGCAGUUAUGCAGUUUGUUUUCCGGAAUUUUCGAUGGGAUGGUAACGUUAAAGUUAUGGCAAGUGGUAGAAUAGUGCGCGUGCUGUCAACGGCUUCUCAUUGGUUAAAAUCAUCCUCUGAAAGAUCUCAACGUCCUCUCAUUGGUUAAAAUAGGGACCUUAAGCAACCUCGACGGCGACGAGGACGUGGAAAAACAAGAGAUCUAAUUGGCAGAACAAUAGC